Messenger RNA from Culex pipiens pallens (northern house mosquito), 3180 nucleotides. RefSeq names its product xylosyltransferase oxt (gene oxt). The transcript is spliced from 5 exons. Gene Ontology annotation, cellular component: membrane. The record is from RefSeq and is a predicted model, not a curated record. Lineage: Eukaryota; Metazoa; Arthropoda; Insecta; Diptera; Culicidae. The coding region runs from base 343 to 2967 and encodes 874 amino acids. Gene Ontology annotation, biological process: chondroitin sulfate proteoglycan biosynthetic process; heparan sulfate proteoglycan biosynthetic process. Gene Ontology annotation, molecular function: protein xylosyltransferase activity.
UCAAACUACCAAACCAAAACAAACUAAAAUUGAAACGAUUAUGUGAAGAUCUCGCAACUUAAUUCCUUAAUUUAUUGCUCCGUUUGCUUGCCCUCGCGCGUUAAUUCAGUGUGAACAAAUCUUUCCGUACUCUCUACGUUCAAAGACGCACCCAAAACCCCGGAAGUGUCCAAUCAACGCGCACGCUCGUUCAAAUUUAGCCAAGAAGCUCAUCGUCAGCAGAAAUUCGAUCACCUCCGCGCGCGCACGUCUUGGAACCGAUGCCCUGACUCUGGCCACGUCCGCCACGCUGUCCCAAAUGACCGCUGCUGCUGCUGUGUCUUCGCCGAGCCGCCUCCGGAGAUGCUGCAAAUGCUGGCCCUGCGAUGGUUCCGUCGGUACAAGGUGUUCUUCCUGAUCGGAUUUCUGAUCGUGGCGGCGCAGAUCUUUCUCGCGUACAAGCUGCUGAAGAUUCCGGUAUCGGGGAGUGGGAGUACGGAGGAGCGGGACCUGAGCAAGCGGCUGUACGAGAAGUAUGUUAGGAAGGUCGCGGGUGGGUCGAAUCUUUCGGCGGACGAUGAGGAUCCGGGGCAGCAGCAGGUUCAGCAGCGGAUUCCGGCUGGGCGGGAACCGAAGAAGGUGGAGAGUGGCGGUCGGACGUUCCUGAACGUGGCAGAGUUGGAGUUUGUGGUGCCGUGCGAUAUUCACAGCAAGGAGACGAUUUCGGCGAUUCACCGGGCGAAGAGUCAGGAGUGCAAGAGGCAGAUUGUGGACAUUGCCUGUGCGAUCCAGUCGGGACGGUUCUAUCCGAAGUCGUUGCCGAAUUACUGUCCGAGCGGGGACUACGUGCCGAGCAGGUCGCUAGGGUGCUUUCAGGACGAGAAAAACUUUCGGAUUUUGUCCGGUUAUUAUACGAACUUUAAGACGACUAAUUCGCCGAAGCGAUGCAUUCAGCUUUGUUUGCAAUCCGGAUUUCUGUACGGUGGAGUGCAGUACUCCAGCGAAUGCUUCUGUGGGGACGAACCGCCCAAAGCGUCCGCGAAACUGCCAGAUUCGAGUUGCAACAUGAAGUGUUCCGGGGAUCCGAAGGAGGCCUGCGGCGGGUAUUUCACGGCCAACGUUUAUGAAACGGGAAUUGCUAAAUUCAGCGCCCAAACGACGGAGAUUACGACGAAGGCAGGCGUAGAACCGGUUCGGAUUGUUUUUUUGCUGACGUUGAAUGGUCGGGCGCUGCGGCAGGUCCACCGGCUGCUGAGGACACUUUACAGCCCCAAACAUUACUACUUUAUUCAUAUCGAUUCGCGCCAACACUACCUCUACCGGGAGCUGCUCAAGCUGGAGCAGCACUUUCCAAACAUCCGUCUGUCGCGCACCCGCUGGUCCACGAUCUGGGGCGGCGCGUCCCUCCUGCAGAUGCUGCUGUCCUGCAUGGAACACCUGCUGCGCGAAGUUCCCGAGUGGGACUGGGACUUUGUGCUGAAUCUGAGCGAAAGUGACUUCCCCGUCAAAACGCUGGACAAGCUGGUGCGCUUCCUGAGCGCGAAUCGGGGCAAGAAUUUCGUGCGCAGUCACGGCCGGGAGGUUCAGCGGUUCAUCCAGAAGCAGGGGUUGGAUCGGACUUUUGUGGAGUGCGAUAAUCACAUGUGGCGGAUUGGGGAUCGCGUACUGCCGGCUGGGGUACAGAUUGACGGGGGGAGUGACUGGAUAUGUUUGUCGCGGGACUUUGCGCGGUACGUGACUACGGGGGACGAUUUGAUCCGGGGGUUGUUGGUGAUAUUUAGGCAGACGAUUUUGCCGGCGGAGUCGUUCUUUCACACCGUGCUGAGGAAUUCCGAGUUUUGCAACAGCUACGUGGACAACAAUCUGCACGUGACCAACUGGAAGCGAAGGUUGGGCUGCAAGUGCCAGUACAAGCAGAUCGUCGACUGGUGCGGAUGCAGUCCGAAUGACUUCAAGCCGGACGACUGGGCGAAGCUGCAGGGCACCGAGUCGAAGCAGUUUUACUUUGCCCGCAAGUUCGAACCGAUCAUCAACCAGGAGGUGAUCCUUCAGCUGGAAGAGUGGGUCCACGGACCGUAUUCGGCGGACUACCCGAAUCUGCACUCGUACUGGCAAAACUUUUACCACUAUCGGGACGAUCCGGAAGACGUGGCCACCCUCGGAGUCGCGUACAGUCUGCUCCGGAUCAACGCCAACGCCAAGUUCAGCGCGUUCCAAGAACCGUUCCGGAUACGAGAGCUGAACCACUUCCUCGAACGGGACCGCUACCGUGGAUUCCUCAUCCAGUACGAAGCGUCCCUCGUCGAUGGCCGCACCCUCACCGUCGAAACUCGCAUUCAACCAAAUAUUUCCGCCCAAGUCGCCAAAUCGGCCUCCCUCGGACGACGUCUGACCGCCCUCGAAGUCAGCACCGACUACGACCAAAAAGAACAAACAACCCGCAACCUCCAGCGCAUCAUCGGCACCAACUCCGACCUCAUCCUAAUCUUCCGGCUGGCCGCCGCCUCCAAAUCCACCCCCCAAGACAAAAACACCACCACUCACGCCCUGACCGUGCUGUGGAUCGACCCCCGCGGCGAAAUAUCCGACACCGGCGAACUCACCAUCGAGGACAACCCGGCCGGACCGCCGGAAAACCUCGUCCACUUCAGCAAAGCGGCGAACCUGCGCCACCCCCUACAAACCGGCAUUUGGACGGCCAAACUGAUCGGCACCAGCAAGAAGGUCGUGCUGGGCGUGACGCGGUUCCUCGUGACCGGUGGGGACAGUGAUGGGACAACCAAAGAGCAACUGGAUUCGCUGGUGCAGCAGUUUUACACCGUUCGGGAGAGUUGCUGGGUGGGAGGGGAACGCAAUGCGGAAUCGGGCGUGGAAGGGUUGGUGGAGUGCAGCGGAACGAGCUGGAGCAGCUUCGCGCCGGAUCCAAAGAGUGAUAUUUACACGGCGGCCGUCGGGUAUCAAGUGCCAUCUGUUGGUGGAGGGUGGUGAGCGAAACGGCUUUGAAAAAAUGUAUUUUGAGUAUAAAAUCAGGACAAGUGCAAGCAAAUGUUGGAUUGUAGUCGUUUUCAGUAUAUAAAUGAUCUAAAUAUUUCGAUUUUUCGAAAAAUAAAAAAAAAUAAAAAAAUAAAGCUAAAGCAAGAAAUUUCAAAGUGAACAAAAAACCUAUAAAAAUUUUUAAUAAUUUAAUCAUUUUAAAAAAAA